Colius striatus (speckled mousebird) is the source of this 1451-nucleotide messenger RNA. It is a transcript of the gene AMN, whose product is annotated as amnion associated transmembrane protein. Bases 24 to 1451 code for a protein of 475 amino acids. NCBI's taxonomy places the organism in Eukaryota, Metazoa, Chordata, Aves, Coliiformes, Coliidae. The transcript has 12 exons. Gene Ontology annotation, cellular component: endocytic vesicle; apical plasma membrane. The record is from RefSeq and is a predicted model, not a curated record. Gene Ontology annotation, biological process: intracellular protein localization; receptor-mediated endocytosis.
AAGGACUGGCAGCCUGCUGCAAAAUGAAGCCCUUGCUCAUCCUCCUUGGUGUUCUGCAGCUCCUUGCUGCUGCCGCCGCCGUCUACAAGCAGUGGAUCCCCAACACCAAUUUCGAAACCCCUUCCAACUGGGAUAAAGGCAGAGUCCCCUGUGCCAGAGAUGUGGUUCAUUUUGACCAGAACAAGGUGCUCUCGGUGUUUGUCGGGUCUCCCCACGUGCUGUCAGACAUGUACCUGCCCCUGAAUGGAGAACUGGUGCUGGCAUCUGGCGCGGGAUUCGCAGCCUUCGAUGGCAGCUGGGACCCAGGCUGUGACUCAGGGGCGCCGCUGAGCUUCGGGCGGGUGGAGCAGCCAGCGUGGUUUGACCCCGCGCUGUGGCAGCCCGUGUCCCCAGCUGAGCUCCAGCCCAGCGGCCGCCUCUUCUCCGUGGAUGAGGAGCGUGUCCCCUGCCGCCACGACAGCGUCAUCUUCCAGCCCCAAACCUCCUUCUGGGUCAGCACCGACUCAUCGCGCCCGCUCAUCCCUGUGCGCAGCGUCUCGGUCAUGGGCCAGGAGCUGAGCAGCCCCGAGGCCUGGGCCGAGUACCUGCGGGGUCCCUCGGCCGCGCUGCAGUUCCACGGCAACGCCACGCUGCAGGUGACGGGCAGCGGCUGCCCCGACAAGUCCGGCUGUGCCUGCGGGAACGGCCUGGACAGCCACCGCAUCUGCGCAGCCCUGCUCGGGGCGCCGGGGAGCCAGUGCCCAGCGCCAGCGUGCCGGAGCCCUUUGCGGCCCCUUGGCCACUGCUGUGGGAUCUGUGGAGCCAUCGUUAAACUGGAUUUCACUCCUGAUUUUGACCUGCAGAAGUACCGGGACAGGCUGGUCCAAGCCCUGCUGAGCCAGCCCAAGUACUCUGGAGUGCAGAUGGCCAUCUCCAAGGUGCUCCAGGAGCAGACCUUGCUGGGAGUCGUGCCCCGAGGCUCUGCUCCUCUCAUCCAGGUGGUGCUGAUGGACGAUGGGGCAGGAGCACAGGCCGGCAGGGCUGCAGAGCAGCUGGCAAAAGACAUCAUGGAGGACAUUGCACAGGCAGGUGAAGCACUUGGCAUUUCAAGCGGCAGCAUGGAGGCAGCCACUGGCAGCACUUCCAGUGGGCAGGUGGGAAGCCACACAGCGAGCAGGGUGGCAGCAGGGACGGUCUGUGGGAUCCUGCUCGGUCUCCUGUUCCUUGGAGGGGUCCUGUUUUGCUACAGAAAGAGAAACCUAAGGUUGUCCCUGCUGUACCUGCCCCAGCCCUGGCACAGAAUGAAGGAGCCAGUGUUCCCAGAGCCAGAUGGGGAAAAAGGCUUCGACAACCCCGUGUUCCACGUGGAGCUGCCAAGCACCAGAGAGGAGAUACAGCAGGAGAUGGCUCCCAAAGACCACCAAGUCUUCUACCUGAACCCUCUGUAUGAUGCCAGUGAGACAGAGACCUGA